Messenger RNA from Trichechus manatus latirostris (Florida manatee), 533 nucleotides. It is a transcript of the gene CUNH8orf89, whose product is annotated as chromosome unknown C8orf89 homolog. The coding region runs from base 30 to 515 and encodes 161 amino acids. Lineage: Eukaryota; Metazoa; Chordata; Mammalia; Sirenia; Trichechidae. The transcript is spliced from 4 exons. The record is from RefSeq and is a predicted model, not a curated record.
CAUCAGCAAUAUUAAAAGAAGAAGAAAGAAUGUUAGUGCUCUCUCCUGAAGUCCAAUUCAAGGCGACGAAAGUCGCCAGAAGUUCCCUUGAUGGUUGUUUUCUUUUUGAGAGUAGCUGGAGGAAGGCAGUGCUAGAAACACAAAAGAUUAAGAAAGAAUACACCACAGCUUUUGGUCUAGAAGAGCUCAAGGAAUGUGUCAAAAUGCCGUAUCUACCAGGAUUGCAAAGUUGCCAGAAGACUCUAAGUCCAACUCCACUAGAGGUUCAUAGAAGACUGCCACAUCCUGAUAUUGAGAUGCCCAAAGUCAGGAUGAAGAAGACGAGUGAAACAUGCCCUGUAGCACCAUGGAAGGAGAAAUCGAAAAGUUCUGUCUUCAUUGAUCCUCUCCCUGGAGCACCACCUCAAUACUUACAGAGACUUUCCAAAAUGGCCAUAUUAGAGUAUGACACCAUUCGUCAAGAAACAACCAGAAAAUCAAAAAAAGGCAAGAAACAAGAGCUGCGAGACUGCUGAUAAAUACUGUAGUGUGAU